Drosophila obscura is the source of this 1272-nucleotide messenger RNA. RefSeq names its product nucleolar protein dao-5-like. NCBI's taxonomy places the organism in Eukaryota, Metazoa, Arthropoda, Insecta, Diptera, Drosophilidae. The record is from RefSeq and is a predicted model, not a curated record. The transcript is spliced from 2 exons. The coding region runs from base 1 to 1272 and encodes 423 amino acids.
AUGGAGCAGCAGCGCAAUCGGCGAGCAGCAGCAGAGGCGCGACGCGAGGAGGAGCGGCGACGCGAGGAGGGACGGCGACGCGAGGAGGAGCGGCGACGCGAAGAGGGGCGACGACGCGAGGACGAGCGGCGACGCGAGGAGGAGGCCCGAAGCAAGGCAGCGGAGAAGGCGCAAAGGGAGGCGGCGCUGAACAAGGCCAUGAUGCGGGAAGCAUAUGCCGCCCUGCAACGGCAGAUGGAGGCCGCGCGGCGGGAAGCCGAAGCUCACGAGAGGAGUCGAGGAGGAGGCUCCGCCUCCUCCGAGGUUCCUCAAGCCACAGAGCACACAACAACCGACGCCCCCGCAGUCACCGCCACCAAAAUCACCACCGCCGAACGCACCGACACAACAGUCGUCGUCACGACAGGAGGAGGCACCGAAGGAGCCGCCACAGGAAGAGGCCCAGCGGCCCCAGUGGGUGGUCCGGAGACCGCGGUGUGCGGGCCAUUUGUGUCACAAAACGUGCACACGGCGGUAAGGAAUGGCAUGAUAUGGCACCACCAAGUUAUCCACAUAACGUGGGCGUCGGAACCCGCACCAUCGGAAGCGCAGGAAGAACGGAAAGUAUGGGAGGAGGAACCGGCCCCGCGAAGCAACGCGCGUGAUCCACGACAGCACCGAAGGCAGGCAGAGGCCAUGAGGGCAGAGGAGACGGCGUCGGAGAAGCGGGAGCCAGCGGCAGCGAAGGCACCGGCUGCGACGGCGACAGAGGCACCGACAGCGGCAGCAACGGAGGGGGCGGCAGCGACGGAAGAGGCGGCAGCGCCAGCGACGGCGACGGCGACGGCAACGGCAACGGAAAUACCGACGGCGGCGAUGGAGGUACCGGCAGCGACGGUGACGGAGGAACCGGCAGUGCCAGCAAUGACGACGGCGACGGAGGUACCGUCAGCGAACACGGAAAGCGAGAGGUGGGAGCGCGGUCCGUGGGUGUGGCCCUCACCUGCGAAAGACAAGCCUAGGCCUGUCCUAGUGCGGCAAUCGUCGUGCCCGGAUCCCAGGGCUGAGGUCGCCCGGCCGCAGCUGCAGAGACAGCAGUCGGUGGAGGAGCCGACGGGGAAGAACGUCCGCUGGCGACAUGUGGAUGUUGAAGAAUGGCCGGAGGCAGUGGCUCGGGCGGUGGAAGGCACACGCCGGAUCGGUCGACGCGUGAAGCGUCUCGUGAGGGUGCGCGGGGUGCGGUACCGGGUAUCAGCAUCGGCAAACCAGGUCGAGGUGUCCGUCGAGGCAUGA